Nannospalax galili (Upper Galilee mountains blind mole rat) is the source of this 1897-nucleotide messenger RNA. It is a transcript of the gene Nxf3, whose product is annotated as nuclear RNA export factor 3. Gene Ontology annotation, cellular component: nucleus; cytoplasm. The transcript has 21 exons. Gene Ontology annotation, molecular function: protein binding; RNA binding. Bases 197 to 1897 code for a protein of 566 amino acids. Lineage: Eukaryota; Metazoa; Chordata; Mammalia; Rodentia; Spalacidae. Gene Ontology annotation, biological process: poly(A)+ mRNA export from nucleus. The record is from RefSeq and is a predicted model, not a curated record.
CUGGCCAGUCCCACCACCGCCAUUCUCCCGGGCUGCACAGAUUCUCCUCAGAAGAACACUGUAAAGUCACUGGUGACAAGAAACUUCACGACACAUCAUGGGGCACAGUUUCCAAACUAAUAGCCUUCAAAGAAGAGUAUGAUGCCGGGGUAAUUUCCGAAGAUUUAUCAACUCCAUUGAACACAUCAGUGAUAGAAUGCAUGCUGCAUUCCUCUGGCAGCAAGGUGGAGAUCCAUCACUGAGUAAUGCCUACAUGAACUCUCGAGGAAAAUACACUCCAUAUACCAUCCCAACUCGUCAUCAGAGAAUCAACUUACAUAAGCAUGACCAAAUGUAUGCUAACACGGAGGAAGGGCCAAAACCCGCAGAGAGACAAAUGGAGGGGAAUAAGCAACAUGAGACCCCACAGAACUGGUUCAAGAUCACAAUUCCAUUCGGCAUAAGAUAUGAGGAGAAAUGGCUGCUGAAUUUGAUUCAGAGCAAAUGUAGUAUCUCUUUCAAUCCGGUGGAGUUUCACUAUGAUAAAAUGCAGGCCCAUUUUUUUGUUGAGAAUGCUGACAUUGCCUUUGAACUGAAAAGUAUCAGUGACAAGAUUUGGGACGAGAAUUGUGAUAAGAUAUCAAUCUUCAUCAGCCCCUGUGAUAUACCCCGCUCUGUCAAGGAGCUGAAGUCAGAAAAGAUAGAUCAAACAAAGCUGGAUGCUUUCCAGCCUUCUGAUUCUCUUCAUUUGCUUCCUGAAGACUUAAUGACUCAUACCACUGACAUGGCACCGAUUCCUAGAAGUUGCAUGACUCUUUCCCUGAAUAUUCAUGAAACGAAUAUGACCCAGCUUUUGCCCUUGAACCAGAGUCACAAGAAACCUUAUAGGCUGCUUGGCCUGUCAGAUACUAUGCCAAUGUCCUCUAAUACUGAAAUACAGGAUGUCUACAAAAAUGAGGUGAAAUCUGCAGAGGCAAUGGUCAAGGAGAAAAACCUGAAUCCAGGAGAAGUACAUGAAGACAGAAGCUCUCUGUGCACAACCACCCUGGAUAAGUCCAAUAACAUAAACUCUAUUCUGGAAUUGUUCCCCAAGUUAUUAUCCCUGGAUGAUCAGGGAUCACCUAGAUCAACUGCCUGUAACCCUGAAGCCAGUAAGAACUUGCCAACUUGCAAGGGAAGUUUCUUUGGAUCUGAGAUAGUAAAGGCUUUGGUUCUAGAGUUCCUACAACAGUAUUACUGGAUCUAUGACCAUGGAGAUCGACAGGGACUCCUCAGUGCUUACCAUGCUAAGGCUUACUUCUCUUUAAGCAUUCUCUUCACUUCCUUGGAUUCAUCCCCGAGCAGCUUGUGUGAGUACUUAAAGUACAGUAGGAACAUGAAGACGCUCAAGGAUCCUUAUAUGCGGAGGUACCUGCUGAAGCACAAGAAAUGUGACAUUAUUUUCUCCCUUUGUGCAUUGCCCAAAACUCAGCAUGACCUCACUUCCUUUGUGGUGGACAUAUGUUUCCAGACUGAAAGAAUGGUCUGCUUUUCUGUCAAUGGGAUGUUCAUGGAAGUGGAGGGAAGGUUUCAGGGAUGCAUUCGUGCCUUCACACGGACCUUCAUUGCUACUAUUGGCAGCAGUUCCAACCUGUGUAUUAUCAACGACAAGCUGUUUGUGAGGAAUGUCCAAGAGCUCCCAAGUGCCAUCAUUCCCAUGGCUACACCUUCCUCCAGCUAUUUGCCUGACCUCUCCCAGGAGCAGCAGGAAACAGUGCAAGCAUUCUACCCUCAGUCUGGGAUGAAUCUUCAGUGGUCCCAGAAGGUCCUCCAUGACAGCCACUGGAAUUACCAAAGACCCAUACAAAGUCUUACUCUGCCCAGGGCACAGGACCCAAUUCAAGAGAAGCUUCUCACACUAAAAGAUCUAGAAUCUUGA